Molecule: messenger RNA, 514 nt
Organism: Mucor mucedo
Lineage: Eukaryota; Fungi; Mucoromycota; Mucoromycetes; Mucorales; Mucoraceae
Exons: 3
Coding region: 43-231 (62 amino acids)
Source: RefSeq, a predicted model, not a curated record
UUUUUUUUUUUUUUAUCUUUUUUUUUUUUUGCAGUUGACUCAAUGAUCAAAUUAUCUCCAGCUGGAAGAAGAUUAGCCACUAUUAUUGUUUCUGCUCCAUUUGUUGUAGUCACUUCUUGGAUUCUUUAUAAGCGAGUUGUCUUGGGAGAGAAACCUAGAGUGUCUGAUGGAAGUGCAGUUCGUCCCAUGGGUGUCAAAGAACGUGACGAAAGAGAUAACAAGAUUUUAUAAGUAAAAAAUAAAUAAACAAGAAAUUUAUUUAUUGGGCGUAUUGUUCUUCAUAAAAUUCUAUAUCGACUGUAAAAUCUUCCCUCGUUUCAGUACAUGAGUCGUCUUUGCAAGCAAUAUCAAGGUCACUCUUUUUAAAAUGAACGUUAUCAUGGUUCUUAAUAUGGACAAAUACAGGAUUUAGCCACAUACUAAACAAUUCCUUGUUUUUAUCCUACCACCCUAAAAUAAAUCAGCGAUCAAAAAUUGAAAAAUAUCGCAAACAAAUUAGAGCGGAAAUAACGAU